Molecule: messenger RNA, 582 nt
Organism: Corylus avellana
Lineage: Eukaryota; Viridiplantae; Streptophyta; Magnoliopsida; Fagales; Betulaceae
Product: transcription factor CPC
Biological process (GO): regulation of DNA-templated transcription; cell differentiation
Cellular component (GO): nucleus
Molecular function (GO): transcription cis-regulatory region binding
Source: RefSeq, a predicted model, not a curated record
UAUAAUUUAUGUUUCUCAAAUUCCCUUUUUGGAAACUCUUAAAUGCCAAAUCCUUUCCCUCCCUUAUAGAAUCGCCACGAACUCCCCCGGGGUUUCUCUCUCUCUCACUCUCUGUUUAUCGAUCUCUCCAUCUCUUUUUUCUCCCCAUUUUCCAUUGCUUGAAAGCUAUGGAUAAGCGUCGCAGAAAGCAAGCCAAGACCAGUAGUUGUUACUCUGAGGAGGUGAGCAGUAUAGAGUGGGAGUUCAUUAAGAUGUCGGAACAAGAAGAAGAUCUCAUCCAUAGAAUGUACAAGCUGGUUGGUGACAGGUGGGCUCUGAUCGCCGGUCGGAUUCCAGGGCGGAAACCAGAAGAAAUAGAGCGGUUUUGGAUAAUGAGACAUGAAGAAGUGUUUGCCACUAAAAGAAGAGAGCUGAAGAGACAUAAUUCCUAAUGAUUUCCUUUAUAUUCACUAGUCUAGAGAUUUUCUUAUUUUAUUUUAUUUUUAUUUUUUCCUUUAAUUUUCAUAUGUAUGUGAGGAGGUACGUAAGUUAGUUGUAACUUAUCCUAUUUUGCUAAUUUAAUGUGACUUCUUUUUUCUUUUA